This is a messenger RNA of Fomitiporia mediterranea MF3/22, 1530 nucleotides long. RefSeq names its product EXS-domain-containing protein. Bases 1 to 1530 code for a protein of 509 amino acids. Gene Ontology annotation, cellular component: cytoplasm; membrane. NCBI's taxonomy places the organism in Eukaryota, Fungi, Basidiomycota, Agaricomycetes, Hymenochaetales, Hymenochaetaceae. The transcript has 4 exons. The record is from RefSeq and is a predicted model, not a curated record.
AUGGAUGUUGAAGGCGUACCAAUCGAGGCUCCCUUCGCCGCCUCCUUCCCCCUUCCCUUCCGUGUUCUCGUCCUCGCCGGUACCGGAAUACUAUGCUGGGCAACAAACCUACACGGCCUACACAUCCUUGGUAUCGACGCGGCUGCGGCACUCGACAUUCGACCUUUCGACGCGAAUCCACACGCGCCACUGCGCCUUACGAGCUCGGGUCCACCUGAUGUGCUUGCUCUGGCACGCGCAGUGUACCGUCUAUGUAUCGCGUACGCGUUUGUAGUCUUUACGGGAUGGGCACUGUUUCGACUUGCGACACAUGGCGACCUUGCUCUAGUGGAUUUGUUUAAGUGGAUGCCUGCUGUGACUAUGUUGGUCGUGGUCAUGCUGGCUGUCUCGCCCUUUGAGAUUCUCGAGAAGCGAGUGCGCGAUAUGUUUCUUAUUGCUGUCAAAAGAUGCCUAUUUAGUCCGUCAAGUGUCCCAGUGUAUUUCUGCGACGUGGUCCUCGCGGAUAUUUUCACCUCUUUUGCAAAAGUCAUCGGCGAUGUCUGGUUAUCAUUCUGCAUGUUCAUGCCUGGUGGAAGCCUCCUCAUAUUCCCCGAACAAUAUGGCUGGACACGGUUAAUGGUACCGUGUCUCCUAAGUGUUCCGUAUGCUGUCCGGUUCCGACAGUGUAUCAUCGAUUAUAUGCAACCAACGACAACGGAUAAAAAGCAACUAUACAACGCACUCAAGUAUGCCAGUUCUUUCCCCGUCAUUUUCUUAUCAGCUGCACAAAGAGACAUUGCAUCGGAUUUGGCAACCGAAGCUGAGAUUGAAGAACAUCCACUGUUUCGUUUAUGGCUACUUUCUGUCGUCGUGAACUCACUAUACUCAUUCUGGUGGGACGUGACGAACGACUGGGGACUUGAACUCUUGAAGACGGGACAAAACAUCCCUCGAAUACCACCUAAACCUCUACUCCUGCCUACUCUUCAAGCCCGCCGAUCCUCUCUAGACAGCAACUCCCCAAUAAUACAUGCUCGACAUCCCUCCCUACCAAACGGGUCCACAAAUACCUCUACGUCCUCUCCUUAUACCCCUCAACCAUCAUAUUCACGACGCCCACACUCAUAUCCCUGGGGCCUCCGCCCAACCCUCCUCUUCCCCCUCCCCGCAUACCCACUCGCAGUCUUCGCGAACCUCGUCUUAAGACUCACCUGGUCGUUUAAGCUUUCUGCACAUUUGCACGCGCAAGUGAGUGGGGCGUUGUUGUUUUUCUGGCUUGAGCUUGCGGAGUUGUUGAGGAGGUGGGUGUGGGUUUUCUUUCGUGUUGAGUGGGAGUUGGUGAAAAGGGAGUGGGAGUGGGAGAGGGAGAGGGGGGAGUAUGUUCUGUUGCAAGACAGGAGGGAGGGGGAGGAGGGUGAUGUGGAGUAUAGUUUUAAUGGUGAUGACGGUGUUGGGGUGGGUUCUGGUAUGGAGAUGGGUGAAGUGGUGAAUGGGAGGUAUGAUGAUGCUCGAAUAAAUACGAAAAUUGGGUCUCAGGAUGCUCUACCUUGA